CACUAUUGGCCAGUGAAAUAUUAAAUAGACGCUGUCUACGGAUUAUGGUGUUAUCUGAUGGAUGUAGACAGUGAUUUGACAGAGAAAAUUGUUAUUGUAAAUUUUUUGAAAUUAAAUUUUUAUUCAAAUAGUAAGGAUUUUAUUAAGUGUGAAAGGGAGAGUUUAAGGGUAUGAAAUUGUGAAGUGUUUGAUAACAUUUGAAGUGAUAGUACUAACAUCCUGUCAGUGGGGUGAUUUAUUACAGACAGCCAACAUUGAAGUGUGAGGAAAGGAUUUUUUGCAACUGGAGGUUUUGUGUGGUUGAUAGUUGACUGACAGGAAGCCUUUACAGAGUACAAUAUACCUGGUUCCCGAUGGAUGACAAGUUUUCGCUUCAUUUAAAGUUUAUUUAAAAAGUGCAUUUCAACUGAAUCCUGCAGUGUCAAAACAAUAUACAACGGGCAGCCAAAUGAAACAAGUGAGUUCACAAACAUUGGAACCCCUUCUCCCUCUGGUUUAGUACACCUUGGAUAGAGCAACCAUCAGGUUGGAGAUACCAGGAUCAGUGUAAGACUUACAGUUGGUUGUACCAGUCCAUGGUAAACCUUAAGGCUAUACACUCUACUGGCCAUUGAUGUUGAUGAUAGUGCCAUUGGUGUAUUGCUGCUGUGUGAAAAGUGGCGGUUAUAGGUGCUAGCUGAUAAUGUGAUACUUCAAAAUUAUUCCGGAAACUGUGGAUAUUAAAAAACCAAACACCAACUGUUAAUACAAGUGGAAUAAGUGAAUGUAUUUUGAAUUGCUACUGGUUUUUCUAAGAGCUUAGUAAGGUGUACUUGAAAACAAUUGGAUGAACUGUGAGAUUUAUUUAUUUUGAUAAAGUUUUCGGAUAAAAAAUUGAUAAUUCCAUUUAUCUGUGUCUGGACUAGCAUCUAUUUGUGUGCAGUGAAAGAUUUUGUGGAUAUUUCAUAUGAUUGAGCAGCAACAAAUGAAGCUUGGACCACCAGUUGUUGCAGUCAAUUUAGAGGGGAUUUUACAACAUAUUUGGAUAUUUACUGUUGUUAUCAGGAAAUAAAAGAGCGAACUAGAAGAUUUUUAAAGUUUAACUUUAUUAGGUAAAAUAAAAUUGUUGUUUUUUUAAAGAGGGAGUGGAUAAAAUCACAUACUGGUUGCAAUCAAAUAUGUACAAUUGUUUUCUAAUAGAGUGGAUUUAAAAUAUAUAUAGAUUGUAAUAAUAUGAAACACUGUAUGGAAACUACCUGAUCAGCUUCUGUGAUAUUAAGCCAGAAAUAGUGUCAAGUAUUCAGGCAUUGAAAAUAAUCUUACAAAAUUGAAUUCAAGAUGGAUUGUCAACCCUCAAGACUGGCUGCUUACUGGGUCUACCUGCAGUUGCUCAUUAUGACAGUGUGUGGCCUGCAGCAGUUCAGUCAGCGGCCCCAAAACCUGGACGUGAUCAAGGGCCAGAUGGCUGUCAUCAAGUGUGCCGUGGAGAACCGCAAGGGGAACAUCCAGUGGGCUAAGGGCUCAACCAACCCCAUCAUGCUAGGAUUUGCUCGUCAGAUACCCGGCUUUGGAGGUCGUUACAGCGUGAUAGGUGAUGACCGUACGGAGUUUAACCUCCAGAUUGUGAACACAGAUCUUAGUGACGAUGAUGACUUCCACUGUCAGGUGGGACCAGCUGACGGUGACCCUCCCCUCAUGGCAAAGGCUCACCUUACAGUCCUGGUCCCUCCAACUGCGCCCGAGAUUGAAAACUACGCCAGUGGGAGUCGCGUUGAGGUGAAGCACACAGAGCCUGUCCUACAGCUCACAUGCAAAUCAAACAGGGGUAAACCAGCAGCUGUAAUCAAGUGGUUUCGCAACAGCGACGAGAUAACGGAGGGUGUCGUGUACACGGCAGCGCCUAUCAGUGGGGACAAGCGUGAGGAUGCUACAAGUGUGUUGACCUUGAGACCUACGUACCCUAACGAUAACAACGUGAACGUGACGUGCCAGGCCUACAACAACGCUCUCAUAAAUGGGCCCUUGAGGACUACAGUGGUCAUCAGUGUGCUGUACCCCCCAGAUCCGCCGGUCAUUCAAGGUUAUAAGGUAGGACAAGUGGUCCGGGUGGGGGACACUGUUGCCAUGACCUGCGAGUCCAUUGGAGGCAACCCUACUGCCCAGGUCGCAUGGUACAAGGGAAGUGCCCAGGUGGACUACCUGUACCACUCAACCCCUGAGAAGGCGUACAAUGAGUUGAUACUCACCGCACAAAAGACGGACAACAAUGCCGAGUAUCGAUGUGAGGCAUGGAACCUGGUCAACGCUGCCAAACCCUUAUCUGUCACACAAACAAUCAUAGUACACUUUGCGCCCACAAAAGCCUCAAUCACAGGAACGCGAGAAGCGAAGGCGGGUGAGACCCUGACCUUGACCUGUACGACCUCCAACAGCAACCCUGCGGCAGUCAUCACAUGGAUACCACAGGGUGUCGGUGCAGCAAACAGUCGGUCCCGCACAGAGGCAUCCCCUGACGGGGGGUUCAUCACCAUAUCAGACAUCGACAUCACGCUGACCGGGCAGCAGACCAACGCCAUUUACACGUGCUCGGCUACUAAUCAUGAGCUCGGGGUGACUGUGGCCGAUACUGCCACUGUUGGCGUCCUCUAUCCUCCAGAGCCCCCAAUGAUCACAGGCUACAAUGAGGGGGAGGCAGUGAAGGCGGGCAACGUCCUGAAAAUGAGGUGCACAGCACUCAGAGGCAACCCUCCGGCUACCCUCGUGUGGAAGAAAGGUGAUGUGGAUAUGACGGAGGUUCGAAACAUGACUGCGGGCAACAUUCCGUCCCUGGAGGUCUCCAUACUGACCAAGCCUGACGACAACAACGCCAUCUACAAGUGCCUGGCGUCCAACAGGGCCACAGAAACACCCCUGGAGGCCCUGAGAAAAGUCUCAGUCCACUUUUCCCCAACGUCUGUGAACAUCACUAGCGAGCCUUUGAUAGCGCGGGCCGGUCAGCAGCUUCAUCUAACAUGCAUCUCUAGGACCAGCAACCCACCCGCUGUCAUCACAUGGAUGCACAACAACAGGCAGAUGACUGGAACCAAUCUGGGUCACACAGACGCAGAGUUUGGCGGGAAGUCUACAAAAAAUGUUUUAGAAUUCACGCCAACAUCUGCCGAUCACGAUACAGCCUAUGGUUGCCGUGCAUCUAACCUUGCUAUCCAGGAAUCCGUCCAUGAUGCCAUCACGUUGAAUGUUAGAUUCAAGCCUGAGUUUCGCGGCAAGGAGGCCAGUAUAGUGAUCAACGCCGGAGAGAGCAGGGUGGUGGACCUGUCAGCCACAGCAAACCCCUCCAACAGCACCUAUCAGCUGAAACGAGGGACAACGAUCGUCAAUCAGGGGGACAUUGGGAGUUUUUCCCUGGAAGGCGGUGUGCUAACAAUAUCUGCGAUCUCAAAGGACGACGCUGGGCAGUUCACAAUUGUGGCAAUCAACGCAGAGGGCAUGUCCUCCUUUGACUUCAACAUCAACGUUCAGUAUCCAGCAGAGAUCACAGAAGCCAAUGCAGUGGAGGGUGAUGACGGCACAUCCGUGACCCUGAAAUGUCACGUGAAGGGAAACCCCAUGGUGGCCGAGAUGGUUACCUGGAAACGAGACAACUUUGAUAUGACGCGCACGUUGAGCUCGUACGCAGACGGGGUUGGCUCCCUGCUCAUUGAGUCGCUACAGAGGAAGGAUUCGGGGUCGUUCACUUGUAUCGCUGACAACCGCAUCGGUUCCCCUGUUGAGAAGACUGUGGCUCUAACUGUGAAAUUUACCCCUGAGAUUGACAAGGCUCCAGAGUUCAACAAGGCGGCCAGCCAGACUGGGCGUACGGGGCGGCUCAUCUGUCGGGCCCAGGGCGCACCCACUGUGACCUUCCAGUGGCAAAAGGAUGGAGUGAACAUUGCGGCUGACUCUGUUAAGUAUGAAAUCCAGGAGAAAGUGACAGAGAGCAUCGAGUUUGAGAAUGUCCUGCUGAUCAAGAACGUGCAGAAGUCUGACUACGGCAUGUAUCAGUGCAUUGUGACCAAUGAGAAGGGCGAGGACAGGCUGCCUGUCGUGUUUGAUGAUACAACAAAGCCAGAUCCGCCCCGUGAUGUAGAGUUUGUCAACGCGACCCACAACAGUUUGACAGUGCGCUGGAAGGCUGGGUUUGAUGGGGGUCUCACGCAGACGUUCAGGGUGCGAUACAAGGUCACGGACAUGUCUGCUGGAUACACGUACGUCGAUGUGCUGCCCCCAGAUGCCAACAUUUUCACUGUGAAAGGUCUGUCCCUAGGCACUGACUAUGAGUUGACAGUGAUGGCCCACAAUGAGUUGGGAGGAAGUGACUAUGCAGCGGUUCCUGUGAUAGCCAAGACCUCAAAUCUGAAGCCAAAGUCAGACGUUCAGAGUGAGAAGGAGGAAGGUGAGGACAUGCCAGUGAUUAUCAUCCUCGUUGUCUGCGUUGUGGGCAUCCUCUUGCUGGCACUCAACAUCGGUCUCAUACUCUUCUUUGUGAGGAGGAGGAAAAAACGUAUGGAGAGAUUAGUUAUUGCUAAUGCAAUCCCAAACACUACAUCCGAUGUUAACAACAGUGACACGACAAGUAACACCAACACCAUGGAGCUGUACGGCCCAACUAAGGAGACCCAGCUGUAUCCCAUCCACCCCACGGACGAGUCUCGGAGCUACGGGACCAACGACAAGUACACAGAGGACGACUAUUCAGACGACUACAAGUCUUACGAGCAGGGUGCGUACCAGAUAAGGGUGCGCCAUUCCGGCGGCCUCAGUGACUGCGCAUGCCUUGGGGGCGGGGGCCAGUCUAGCUCCGCCUCUUCUACAUCAUGGAAAGAUAACUGCUGUUUUGAUCCGGGGGAGGAUGACUUGAAGCGCGUAUUUCUACCCCCACCGGAGUAUGGAGGGGUGACCUACUCACACAACAAGUUGGACUCGCCCACUUUUGACCACCGCCACCCAAUGGGCGCAGACCUGCCGUACGGCAACGGGAGCGACACAGACAGCUGCAGGAAGUCUCCCUGGCAGUAUGAGGCAGAUGCUUAUAAGCCAAGUGCACGGGGCAAGGGUACGUUUGAUAGUGACUACGCUGACAGCUACAGAGACCAACACAGCAGAUACGUGCCCAAUGGCCGCCUAGGAGGAGGCCUGCACACUCGACCCAAGAGUAUAACGGAGCUAUCAGAGCGGUCCAGCCGUCCGUCCAGUCGCGGUACAGGUCAGAAGACUCCGCCCCCUCCCCCAACCCGUUCAUCUAGCAAGGGGGCCGUGGAGCACGCCAUCCCACCCCUGCCUGCCCGCAACUACGAGUCCACCGAGGCUAUGCCCAGAUAUGUACCAGCACCAGGUUCUUCCAGCUACGGAGGUAGCAUGAAUGUGAUUGCUAACCCAAGCUACGACGGUCCGUCCGUGCCCACGUCUUCCCAUCAGCCCGCCGACCCGACAGACGAUAUGCGGGGCUACCUUGUAUGAUGACAAACUCGCAUACUGUCGUUAACUACUACGUAUUCAUUCCGGUUGAAAUUGGUUAAACAUGUUUCAGCAUUUACGGUUGUUUUUAGCUGAUGAUAUUUCUUUGUUACCGUAAAUGCAAAGGUUUUAUUAAUAUGUUUUUGCGGACUUGUAAGACAGCUGCAAAAUAAAACUAUUUUCAAAGAUAGAAGCAAAAGUUCUGCAUGAAAAAACACAAACAUGUCCUUUUGUGUUUGUGAAAGUGUUACUCUUAAAAGUGCUUCUGGUAUGAAAUACUGUUAUGUUGAAGGAGAAUAGGUCAUGUGUGUGACUGUUGAAUAUUGAUUGUGUGAUGAGUUGUUGGGAAUACACUUGUCAAAGAAAACAUGGUGCUGCCAAAUCUUGGCCUGACAUUUAUUGUUUUAUGACCAGUCGACCACAGUGGUUGGUCAGCAUGGAAGCGGAAAUUAACAGGAACAAUUAUGCCAGUACAUGUAUAAUCCCGUAGAAACAUGCAUUGAAAAUGUAUCUUGUAUGUUGAAACUUGGACAGAUUCAUUGUGUGAUGUCUUGGUGUGAUGUUGAUUGAUAAAUGUGUGUUAUAACGUGAUAAAAUUAAAGUGCAUUCCUGCAAAAGGUAAGAAUGUGUAUUGCAUGGAGAAAUGAAGGCAACAUAGAAUCACUUGCAACUACAGUGUACACAAUAUUAACACUUGAAAGUUGAGAAAUGAGGUUUCAAUUGUUUGCACCCUUUUUGUUACCAUGUUAAUCUGUUUAUAUUAUUUGUAAUUUGUUUCUGUUAUGUUGGAAUAUAGAAUCUCUGGUUCACGUCUCAAAUAAAAUCAAAAUUGAUAUCUCAUUGCAAUAUAUAGCUUGACAAAUUUUACCUGGCACGUAUGAACUCAAUUUUUACAAAUCAUAUUUAUGGAUUGUUUCACUCUUUUUCAUCCAUGUUAUGCACAAGUGUCAUGAAGCCACAACAAUAUACUAAGUGCAGUACUCUUCAAUCCAUUAAAAUCGAUUCCAUUACGAAACAUAAUUUAUUCUUCAAAAAUUUAAUAAGUUCAUGCAUAAAGGGCCGUGCCAGGAAAAAAUUGGAGUGCUAUUCCAUUAUCAAAUACUCGCAUUAAAUGUGUAUGAUACAAUUAGUAAACACUUUUUUAACAACUUUAUAUGGUUAAAAGGGACACAUUUUGGGCUACUUUCCAGAAAAAUGUUGAACUUUUAUGAGUGCCUAGAAAUGUACUGUAAAUACCAGCAAUAUUUUGGAUAUUAUAAUAUUAUUGACAUUUGCUUUUUCUUAAAUUAAAAAAUGAUUUUGGAUUAUACAUUUUAGUUUGUUAUAAUAAUGCCACAUGUUUUAUAUCUUGAUAAAUAUACUGUUCAUUUAGGUAAAUCAAAAUCAUAAAAAUAUCACUAUUAUUACUCGUGACUUAAACUUUGUUACAGGUUAUUGAAGCUUAUUGAAGCCAAAUGAUGUUAAACAUAUUUACCCAUUAACAAAGUAGUCAUACACCAGUUUCUGGUUUCAAUGUUGACAUACUAGUGGACCAAUGAUUUCACAUGCUUAUCAUAUCACAAUGGCAUUAACAUACUGUCAUAUUUUUGAAUCUUUAAGAAUUCUCUUACUUGAAGAUGUACAUUUAAAGGUUUAUUUGUUCACAAUAUUAGAUGUUAUAUACUUGCCAAACAUUCUUUAUGUAGCCAAACAUGUUACGGUAUGUUGUUUGUUUUAUUUUAUGUUGCAUUAUUUCAGAAUAUUGCUAUAUAGUUACUGUUGCCCAUUUAAAUAUGUCUAUCAAUUUGUGUUAUUUUAUAGCUGGCUUUGUUUUGUCAAAUCGUUGUUACAUAUCUGUCUGUGCUUGGCAUUGAUCAAGAAAAUGAAAAAAAAAGUUCUCAAUUGCAUUUCAUUAUGCCUGGUUACCAGUACUUCUAUAUUGUACGGGAUUGAUAUCUGUUAACUCUUUGCAUGCUGGGAAAUUUGUCGUCUGCUAAAAUGUCGUCUGCUGAAUUUCUAAAAUUAGCAUUUUCUUCGAUUUUUUUUUCCAAAGAAUACUAUCAGAAUAGCAAACAGUUUAGAUCCUGAUGAGACGCCACGUUCUGUGGCAUCUCAUCUGAAUCCAAACUGUUUGCAAAGGCCUUCAAAAUUCAGUUCUAGCACUGUAAGAGUUAAAGGUACUGUACUGUGUAAUAAAAGUCCUUUCAGUGUUUUGUUUUAACAAACUUGUAUAUCCAUUUAGCAGUUUAUUAAAAAAUAUUGCUUUGUACUCCCAUUUACAAACUAGCAGUAUUCACAUGCAAACAAAACAAAGGAUAGUUUAAUUAAUCAAUGUCUAGAUGUAUUGCAAUGUAUUCAAUUACAGAACUAAUAAGAGACUGCAACAUUUCAAUACUAAUAUAUUCUCUCAGGUUUUAUAGUUAAAUGGAGUCCAAAGUAAAAUUAAAUCAACUGAAAAUUUGUCCUGAGUUUUUAUUUUGAAGAAUUCAGAGUUUUUUGUAGACUUAAAAGUUCAUCUAAGAUGUUAUUUACAUAAGCUAUUAUACAAAUCCUGUUUCCAUAGUAAUCACCCACAUGCAUGGCCCUCUAUCACCUUGUAUAAAGUUAUCGGCCUCUCAUAGCUAGUGUAAAACAUGUAAACUCCAUAAUCACAAGAUGAAUAUGUGUACAAACAUAGCCUUCAUAGAAAUACCAAAUGCUGAACUUUCAUAUUCCUGUAAAUACAUGCAUGUUAUCAUGUUGAGUAUAAAUGCCAGCAUUAGUAAGAGUUUGAAUGAAUGAGAUAUACAUUUUCUUAGUUUGAGCCUCACUCUUUCAUCAUUUAUUUUUACUGAAUUCAUUGGACUGUUAUGGAUUUGUCAUUAUUAUGCUUCCGAUCAAAAACUUUCGAACAGAUUGUCCAAUUGGCCUGAUACCUAACAUGUGCAUCGGCCUUUGCGAGAAGAUGACCCCCAUUUUGAAAUUGGUUGCACUAGGUCAAAGGUCAAGGUUGCUGUCACAUUUAGUGAAAAUGGUUUCAGAUCAAUUAAUUGUCAACGGGGGGACCUUACUUGGCUUGCUUGAUACUAACAUUGUUCAUUAGUAUUGGAUAGUAGAUGACCACUAUUAAAAUUUGGGUCACUAGUUGAAAGGUCAAGGUCACUGUGACAAUAAGUGUGAAAAUUGUUUCCGAUUAAUAAAAAAAGGUCAGUUUUGUUGCACACAAAUACUGUGUCAAGGCCUUGUUUGGAAGGUGAAAGGGGACUGUCUCAGACAAUGUUGAUGAAGUAUUUGGAAAUUUGCAAAUUCCUCUUUGAUUGUAAAUUAUCAUUUUAAAAACAGGGGAUACAAUUUUGUAGUUUUGUUAAAUUUAAAGUAUGGAAAAUGGUAGCAUCAACAUUACAGAAUAAACCGCAUUCAGCUUUGUUUUCUUGUGUAUAAGCUACUUAUUGUUUUGAACUAUUUUGUGUAUUUUUUCUGUAUCAAGAGCGUCCAUGUUCUUUUCUACAUACUUAGGUAUGGGUAGUUAUGACAACAGAUCUUUUCUAGCUCUUUAUUUUGUUGGAUUGUUACAAGAGGUAUGUGAGAAAGCAGUAUGAAUGAACUGAGUUCUAGUCGAGUAUUUUUGGUAAACAGACCUUGUUGUGAUAAAUGUUUCUCAGAAAAUAUUAAAAUAUUUUUCAACAUA
Messenger RNA from Dreissena polymorpha, 9118 nucleotides. Its product is annotated as nephrin-like. Gene Ontology annotation, biological process: cell-cell adhesion. The record is from RefSeq and is a predicted model, not a curated record. The transcript has 27 exons. Bases 1318 to 5475 code for a protein of 1385 amino acids. Gene Ontology annotation, molecular function: cell adhesion molecule binding. Lineage: Eukaryota; Metazoa; Mollusca; Bivalvia; Myida; Dreissenidae. Gene Ontology annotation, cellular component: cell-cell junction.